This is a messenger RNA of Oryzias latipes (Japanese medaka), 3459 nucleotides long. It is a transcript of the gene senp1, whose product is annotated as SUMO specific peptidase 1. The record is from RefSeq and is a predicted model, not a curated record. Gene Ontology annotation, biological process: protein desumoylation; proteolysis. Lineage: Eukaryota; Metazoa; Chordata; Actinopteri; Beloniformes; Adrianichthyidae. Gene Ontology annotation, cellular component: nucleus. Gene Ontology annotation, molecular function: deSUMOylase activity.
ACUUGAUUGUCCAACAUCGAGCUGUCCAAUCGGAACGCAGGAUGUUGCAGCGUGAGAGUCAGCCAUGUUGUGGUUUUGAAUGAGGAAGAAGCGGGAGAUGUUAUUUAAAUAGUUUAUUUACAAAUAUAGCCAUAAUAAUGUCUUGUAAAUAAGUUGGGCUGAGACAAAAAAUGAUAGCAAAACGUCCGACAUAGCUCAUAGUGACUUAACGUCUUCUUGUUUAGAAUUUAAUCACGCGACAGUUAAUCAGCCGCGUAGCUAACAACGCUAGCUAGCGUGUUAGCUUAACAGCGCCAAAUCCAGGCUAACGAGCUAACAGUUGUGUCGGGGGAAGUAUAAUGGUUUAUGUUCGGAUUGUUAGCGUCUGUAACCACAUCAGCUAACCUACCUCAGUUGAAUGAAGCGCUUUAGUUUCUUUUGAUUUAAGCAAAAUAAGAGCAGCUAUAACUAUUUAACUUUAAGCCAGUGGCAUAAUUUCUGAAACUUUUGAGCCAUGUUAAAUAAAAUCUACGAAUGGGUAGGGACAAGCUUUGCCAAUCUUCGAAACGGGGAACCAGCUCCGCAAAACUCACGCGAAGACCAGUCAGCGUCUAUCGGCGAAUUGAGAAGAAAAAGAACAGUUGAAUGUUUGCAAGAUGGCCAUAACAUCGAUCAAGAUGGUUUGAUGAUUAAGAGAACACGGAUGGGAGAACUUAUUGAUUCAGUCAAGAGUGCAGCCGAAGGGGUCAAGAGUCACAGUACCUUUGUGUCAACUUGGAUGAAGAACAAUGCAAGCCCAUCUCUAAGAAAUAUUCUCCCUACCUCCCCUGGCUUGCCUUCUGGAGAGACACAGCCUUCAACAUCAUCAGUAGCCUUGACAAGGAGACCAAUCGCUGACAGGAAUACAUUGAAUAAGAAAUUUGUUGCUCCUUCAACAACUUUGGAAUGGAAAACGUCCAAAUCAGCUUUAGAGUUACUGCGCAAUGAGAAAUUUGUCAAAGGGUCAAAGGUCUGCCGGCGGCAGAUGUGCAUGGGUCUUGCCCAUCGUGAAGUGCCAAAAACAAAUGGACACUCGGUCAACGUGCCGCCCUUGGCCACCCCCAAAUCUCAUCUCAAUCCUCGAUUAGGCAGGCCGUUGAAUUUCCGAGCUCAUGGAACAUCAAGUUCGUUUAGUGAAGUGGGCACGGCGAGCAGCUCUGGCACCGGCAUGUAUGAAAAGACAUUUCCAAUCAAACUGGUUCAAAGCCCCACUCACAGCACCUCUUCCAGCCACUUACCAAGGACCAAACAGCACUGUACAGCACAAGAGUCCAUUUGUGAAGAAGAGAAGGAGAUCUACCGGCAGCUUCUGACCAUUGUAACUGGUGGCCAGUCGUCUUUCCUUCACAACGGCAGCUCACACAGCAUUGUGAGAUCGCACAGAGAUUUCACCAGCUUCCUCACCAGCCGAAGACUGCUACAGUUCUCCUCUCCAGCUCAGUCUGCAGCAGGAGGAACUUCAGAGGAACCCAGUAACUCUCCCAGCCCAAGGGCGACAGCCAGCCGGUGCUCCAGCAACAUCCCCAGUCCAGAGGGGACUUCCAUGCAUCCAGGGAUCCAAACGUGGUCUCAAGACCCGGACACCAACUCAAGCAGACCAGCCGCUCUCUCAUCAGCUCCGUCUCCAUCAUCUCUACAGGACAAUACCUCUCAGGACACACAGUCAUCAGCUCAAGAUAGCGACUCUGUUAUCAUUAUUAAUGAACAAAAGGGUAAAAGACAAGACAGCUCAAGUGUGCCAUGCUUCCAAGCUGAGUUAUGGAUCAAAGAAUUGACAAGUAUGUACGAUUCUCGAGCAAGAGAAAGACGAAGACAAAUAGAGGAACAGGAAGCUCUGGCCGCCCGGUUGCUGCGGCAGCGCUUGUCUAAAGAAGAACAGCGUAGUCCAGAUGUGGAGGUCCGAGUCAGAGUUCCUCUGGAAAAGGAGGUUCCUUUGACGAUCGUAGAGGAAGAAAAGCCUUUGAAAGAGAAACCAGAGUUUCCUGAACUUACAGAGAGCAUGGAGGCCGAAGUGAGCAGGGCACUUAAGGGCGGCAAUCCUCACGAAAUAUUAAGUGAAGGGUUUGGUCUCAGCCUCACACGAAAAGAUCUGCAAACCCUCAGCAAUCUCAACUGGCUGAAUGAUGAGGUUAUAAAUUUUUACAUGAACCUGCUGGUUGAACGAAGCAAGGAUCCCAGUCUGCCAUCGGUCAACACCUUCAACACUUUCUUUUACCCGAAGCUGUGCAGCAACGGUUAUUAUGCUGUCCGCCGCUGGACCAAAAAGAUGGACAUCUUUGCUAAAGACAUUCUGUUGGUUCCCAUUCACUUGGGGAUGCACUGGUGCCUCUCGGUGGUGGAUUUCCGCAAAAAGUCCAUAACAUACUUUGAUUCUAUGGGUGGGAAAAAUGAAAAAGCCUGCCAGGCAUUGUUUAAUUACCUGCAACUAGAAAGUAAGGACAAGAAAGGCAAAGAACUGGCUACCUCAGGCUGGACUCUGCACAGCAAAGAGUCAAAAGAAAUCCCUCAGCAGAUGAAUGGCAGUGACUGUGGAAUGUUCACAUGUAAAUAUGCUGACUACGUUACCAAAGACAAGCCAAUCACAUUCACACAGAAACACAUGCCCUACUUCAGAAGGCGGAUGGUUUGGGAGAUUUUAAACCACAAACUCUUGUGAUGUCACCUGUAUAGCUGGCUCACCUUUUCGUGAGAUGGAUGAACUCUUUCUCAGGAGGAUCUGCUGGAGAUGGUUCUUGUUUUCUGGGAAAGACUUGCACACCAGCUCCUCUUUUCAGGAACCAGUUGUUUUUUUUUUAUUCACUCAGCAGACGGCUGCUGUUGAGAUGAGAUGUUUCCAGUCACUGCCUCCCAGCCCUCCAGUAGGACAUUGCGUGUCGGCAAAAAAAAGAGUCUACAAUAUUGUACAACUCAGACAGAACUGGUUCUGAGUUCACCGUUGUGCUGACCUACAGCUCUUUACAGAAGUGCAUUUUCUAACAAGAAUCAAGCCCCUGAUGUGUGGCGGUAUUGUUAUGGAUUUACAGAAUUUUUUUUGUAAUACAAAAGGGCUGCCAAUAUUCAGUUGGUCACUUUAUGAAUGACAGCAUUUGCUUCUUUUUGAUAGACAGUAGCUGACUGACAUGAAAAAGACGGAAGCACUCCUCAGUUUUGUCAGAAGCUGCUGCAUCAGAGUCUGGUUUAUAAUUCAAAGGUAAAGCUGUCUGACCUUCACUCCCUCACAGCAGGACAAAAAAGUGUUGGCAUUUUCUUGUUUAUUAUUAUUAAAAUUGUAAAUGGAGUUUCAAAGUAUAUUUUAUGUAUCAGUCUUUGUUCAGCAGUACGGUUCAGGGGCAUAUACAUUAUAUUUUGUACAUACGUAGAACAUAGAGCCUACUAUGUAAUAAACAUUUUUUAUUUUAUCUUGGCCUAAGGAUGUUUUACAAAUAAAGUGGUCCAAAUAUA